GGUGGCCACUUUGACAGUCUUCUCAUGCUGCCACCUUCUUGGCCAGAAGGUAUCAGUUCAACUCUAACACGGCAUGAUCGAAACAUACAGCCAACCUUCCCCCAGAUCUGUGGCCACAGGACCACCCGUCAGUAUGAAGAUUUUUAUGUAUUUACUGACUGUUUUUCUUAUCACCCAGAUGAUUGGAUCAGCAUUUUUUGCUGUGUACCUUCACAGAAGAUUGGACAAGAUAGAAGACGAAAGGAAUCUUCAUGACGAUUUUGUGUUCAUGAAAAUGAUACAGAAAUGUCACAAAGAAGAUGGGUCCGUAUCCUUACUGAACUGUGGGGAAAUUAGAAAACAGUUUGAAACCAUUGUCAAGAAUAUGAUGGAACAUCAGGAGGAACCGAAGAAGAAAGACGAAAACUUUGAAAGGCAAAAAGGUGAUCAGGAUCCUCAAAUUGCGGCACAUGUCAUCAGCGAGGCCAGUAGUAAAACAGCAUCUGUUCUACAGUGGGCCCCCAAAGGAUACUACACCAUAAGCAGCAACCUGGUAACCCUCGAAAAUGGGAAGCAGCUGGCCGUUAAAAGGCAAGGACUCUAUUAUAUCUAUGCCCAAGUCACCUUCUGUUCCAAUAGAGAAGCUUCGAGUCACGCUCCGUUCAUAGCCAGCCUCUGCCUGAGGUCCGCGAGUGGAUCCGAGAGAAUCUUACUUAGAGCAGCAAAUACCCACAGUUCCUCCAAACCUUGCGGGCAACAAUCCAUUCACUUGGGAGGAGUAUUUGAAUUGCACCCAGGUGCUUCGGUGUUUGUCAAUGUGACUGAUCCAAGCCAAGUAAGCCAUGGGACCGGCUUCACGUCUUUCGGCUUGCUCAAGCUCUGAACAGUGUAACUUCGCAGGCUGUGGCCCAGCCGAUGCUGGCAGUCUUCCUAAUACAGCAAAGCAGUUAAGAUCACCCUGUUGAACUGCCUAUUUAUAACCCUAGGAUCCUCCUCAUGGAGAACUAUUUAUUAUACACCCCAAGGCAUGUAAAGCUGCAAAAACUGAAUUACAGGGCGGGUGAAACUCACACGGGCCUGCUCCAUAAGAGCUUAUAUUCUGAAGCAGCAAUCCCACUGAUGCAGACAUCCAGAGUCCUAUGAAAAGACCAGGCCAUUAUGCACAGACCGAAUUCUGAGUAAACAGCAGAUAAUCAGCCAAGUUUAGUUGUGUUUCUUUGCAUGCAGUGUCUUUCAGUGGAUGAUGUAUUUGACUUAAUCAGUGAAGAUGUGGAAGGGAGACAGGGAGCCUCAGCUCGCAUAAUUAUGUUCGAUUCUGGGUUCCUGUGGCCCUGUGGCCCAGAUGGAGGGGGCAAGCUCUAGAAAGUCCAGUGUACUGGAGAACUGAAAAACCCUGCCCCCAUCACACACACACACAGUCAGGCUGUUGCUAAUCAGGUAUCCUAUUUCAACCCUGUCCUAUCUCCACCACUCUACCACGGGAGGGGGAAGCAGAGAGAGCAGCUGUGAGCCUGCCCACUCCUCCUCCCGAAAUGACUGUGUUUAAAGGAAAUCUAUUGUAUCUACCUGCAGUCUUCAUUGUUUCCAGAGUGAACUUGUGAUUAUCUUGUUAUUUAUUUUUUGAAUAAUAAAAAUCCCUUA
Molecule: messenger RNA, 1620 nt
Organism: Manis pentadactyla (Chinese pangolin)
Lineage: Eukaryota; Metazoa; Chordata; Mammalia; Pholidota; Manidae
Gene: CD40LG
Product: CD40 ligand
Exons: 5
Coding region: 74-862 (262 amino acids)
Biological process (GO): immune response
Cellular component (GO): membrane
Molecular function (GO): tumor necrosis factor receptor binding
Source: RefSeq, a predicted model, not a curated record